AUGGCAAACAAUAAGAAAAGUUGUUCUUAUAUUUGCCAUAAGUGGUCAUUGUUUGGCUUAUGUUUUGCAUUGGUAUACUUGGAGCUAAUGCUAGUGCUAUUUGCUGUAUUCAUAUCCAAUCAGUCCCCACAUGAGUAUCGGAAAAUAAUAUAUCGCAAGAUAUUAGUCGAGUCCGGCAUUACGGUGCUGUUGGCAAUGUUGGGCGCUAUCGGUGCCUAUCGUGAGAGCUAUUGUCUGACAUCACUGUUCUCGGUAUUUACAACUCUAUCAGUGAUCGCACAGAUAUAUUCAUCGAUAAUAUCGCCGAUAUUCUGGUUCAUUACACUGUUCUUCAUGUUUGUAACAAUGGUUUCAUUUUCAUUUGCUCGACACAUACGGGAACGCCUACUGAAACUGUUAAUUGAACCGCAAUUAGCUUUUGCCAGAGAUAACGGACCACCAUAUGGAGCGACGUUUAAUUCAAUUGUCUUUUCAAAUGAUAACACUUCUAAUAGUAAUAAUUAUAAUAAUAUUGAUGGCUAUAAUAAUAAUAAUAAUCAACAAUUUAUUCAUAUGCAUAAUAUGCCAACAUUUUGUAAGCCACCUCCAUAUGAGGAAAUGCCUCCCUAUCCACCCCCAUAUGAUGAUAAUAGUUCACAAUCAACAAGUGCUCAAAAUUGUGUGACUUAUAUUUGA
Molecule: messenger RNA, 675 nt
Organism: Oppia nitens
Lineage: Eukaryota; Metazoa; Arthropoda; Arachnida; Sarcoptiformes; Oppiidae
Exons: 2
Coding region: 1-675 (224 amino acids)
Source: RefSeq, a predicted model, not a curated record